GACCUUUUUCUAGGUCGAUACAUCGAUGCCAGUCGGGGACAACUGUCCUCCGGGUUUUGACUAUGGUGUUGCGCUGUUGGAUAGGUUGACAAAAACAGCACUACAAUGGCCUUCUAACGACGCUGACCUACACCCACAAAAAUUAAAGGAGAACUUUGGGGUCGCUCUGUACGAGCUUCACCUUCUAAAAUCAAAGUUAGAGCAGCGGUCGUUUCAGCUUGAGGCCAAAUGUCGCGAGGAUGAGCGCACAUUCCGACUCACCCUUGAUCAACUUCGAGCCACAUUGUCGGAAUUGCAUGAUCAAUUCAUCAAACUCGACACGCAAGUCCAUUUGGUAUCAGGCAAGCUGAUUCAUCUGGGUGAACAACUGGAACGGAAGAACCUACCCCGUAAGCGUAUCGAAGAAGCCAGAGACCUUAUACUGGAGUUCUACAAAUUUUUGGGUGCUGGUGGAGGCACGUUUGCAAAUGUCGCGGUUAAUCUUCAGGGCGAUGAAGCUCAACUACUCGAAGCUGCCACACGCAUUAAAAGUUUGAGUUCUCUGUGUUUGGAACUUCCAGAUGAUGAACGGUUUCUACCGGCCAAGCAGCGCGUCACUGUUGCACAGCAGCAACUGGAAUCCACGUUACUCGAACGAUUCCGAUUGAGUUAUCUGAAAAGGGAUACUCACAUGAUGAAGCAGAUAUCCGAUGUUCUCGUCAACUCAAAGAGUCAUUCGAUGUGUACCGACAUUCUCGUGGAGGAAGUACUGAAGGGAUUUGAUACCAGACGGCUGGAUUUCCAAGAAAUCACAAAACGCUUGGUUUCCGCCGAAAAAGACAUUAUGAACAUGCUGUCUAGGCCGGAGAGUGUGUUGUUACAGUUGAUUCAUUCCAUGGUGACCAAUUUACUCAAGCCACAUAUGGACAGUCGUAUCAAGCCCGGAGCGGACGCCGACACCUUCCUCACCAACCUUUACACGGAGUACCAAAAUAUGGAUCGACUGGUUAAAGAGCUUUCAAACGAGCUCACCCUCAUCACUGAUCCUUCGCAACUUUCUAAGCUUUUUACCGUGCUAUUUUCGGACUAUCUGAAGAUCUACAUGCGCCGUGAAAGAGAAUGCCUUACUAAACAACUGACCAAACACUUGGCGCAGUUUUACGAGUCGCGUGGACAUCACAAACGAGCACUGCAAACCUCCGGUUUGGCUGAUUUGAAACGCGAUCUGAAGGUGAAACUUCACAUCUCCUUGGAUGGACGAUCUGCGAACGACUACGAAGUGUCAUUGCUUUCAGAGGAAGUCGCCGUGAAUAUUAUUGAAGACGUACGUAGAGCUGCCAAGCGCUGUCUCCUGCUUUCACAACCCUCUGAGCUUGCUGAGAAUGGCAAAAUUCUGUUCAGCUGCCUGUACAAAUUCCUCAUUGUGGAACACGUGGAUUACGGAGUCACACUGGCGCUGCAUGGUUUGCAGUUAACCGAUCCGAAAAACGUCUCUCCGAACCCGAUCUUCCUCACUGUUGUCCACGACGCUUCUUCGAUUUUGCAAUUUUUCGAGAAAACCAUGGACGAAUCCAUUAUCCCAAUAGUAAGCACUUCUUCUGUGCACUUGCAAGAACUCAAUACUAAGCGCCAAACUAUUCAUCAAGAGCUGGAAAGCAAAUUGCAAAACGGUCUGGACCGAUGUCUAAAUCUGAUUAUUUCUCACGUCCAACAUCUGUUGUCUACUGAGCAGCGCAAGAUGGACUUCCGCCCGGAAGCACCGGGUACCGCGGUCAGCAGCGCUAUGGCUAACGCAUCCCCACCAUCACAAGCAUGUCAAAAAGUGAUCGCAUUUUUGACCAAAGUGAUACGCGAGGCCAAACAGCAACUGGAUGGAGGCAAUUUGAAAAACUUUCUGUCAGAAUUCGGCAUGCGAGUUAACCGUGCAUUGGUGGACCACCUUUAUGGAUUUACUUAUUCCGAUACAGGUGGAUUCAUCGCGAUGCAAGAGGUCACCGCCUACCGAGAAGUCGCUAAACAGUUUGAAAAUCCAGCAGUGAACUGUCUCUUUGAUAUUCUUCUAAAACUGGUCAAUCUCAUGCUGAUCAAGCCGGAGAACGUGAAACAAGUGAUCCAAGAUUAUUUACAGUCAGGUAUACCCUCUGAAAUAUUGCAUAACUUCAUUCAAUUGCGAGCGGAUUACAAAUCGGCUAAAGUUCAAAUGGAUCUACAUGAAAGAAGCCUCUUCUGAAUACAUACGAUACAUCAACACUUUUUCAUUGUACAACAAACGAAGACUAUGACAUUAUCUUUUUAAUUAUUUCGCUUUUUUCCAUUCCUUUUCCCACCAUCUUUUGCAAUGUUGGAAUAUAUUUCUUUUCAAAUAGCC
Messenger RNA from Dicrocoelium dendriticum, 2347 nucleotides. NCBI's taxonomy places the organism in Eukaryota, Metazoa, Platyhelminthes, Trematoda, Plagiorchiida, Dicrocoeliidae. The record is from the annotation of a GenBank genome assembly.